AUGCCUCGAUCAUGGCCUCCUGUCAGGCCGACUGUGCGAAACUUCUGGAGAUCUCACGGUGCUAUUGCAGAGGUGGAGAAAGAAUCACUUGGCGAGUGGACGCAGGACAAGGAGGAAGAGGAAGAAAGCGUGGCCAGUGAGGCUGAGGUAUGGAAGAUCGACAAGUCCUGGAUGAAGUUCCACAGGUCAAGAUUAGCAAAGGCUCGUGUGAAGAAGAGGCUGGUUGACCUAGCUCGAAACAGGCUUCUAACACCACUCGAAGACAAAGCAGGCACCAGCCUCGCAUUUAGUGCAGCCGGCCGCGAUGAUUCUCUUCAGCUGCAGGCGGAAGACAUCCUGCAGGUGUGGCUGGAUUGCUUGCUAGUGGCUUUGGAGGAGGAGGUGCUGGAGGAGUCUCCCAUCGUAGAGGUGCUUCGAACGAAUGACCUGCAGGACGUGUCCAAAGACAAGCUGAAGGGCCCAGCAAAGGAGAGGUUGCUGAAGUUUUACCGUCGCUUGGAUCAGGUGUUGAAAAUACUGGAGAACAAGUCCUAUCGAAAGUACUACCAAAAUCUAUUGGCGGAGAGUCAACAGCGACAGCAGCUCUUUCAACAACAGAACGAGGUGCUGCACGACUACGUAUGUGAGUUGGAAAAAGAGUUUGCAGACAUCAGCGACGCGAUCUACAACUACCGCUCCAAAAAGGAGUUGAUGCUCACAAAGCUUGCUGGCUUGCUCGACAGGGGAGAGUGUACUCACAUCUCGGACCGACCAGAGGAAGAGGGCCAACCAAACGAUAGAGUUGAGGCCUCUGACCAGCCAUCUCCAAUGACGGCCACCGUGGCAGUAUGCAGGAGCCAAAGAGCCGGGGAAGCACCCCGUUGCCCUGCAAAUGUCGCGAGCGGGCCCGUCAAAAGGCGCAGGAAGCAAACUAAGCAAACCAACAAUGCUGCGGAGAAUCAUACCCUUCACUCCUGCCUGGCGUACCUGCUGCAGAACAAGGUUAGUGCUGCAGCGGGGCUGCGCUAUCAGGACAUGGUGUACAGGCUGCACAGCAAAAUUCCACCUGAAAAAGAUGCGGAACAGACUGGUCCCUUGUUCACUACGAGGUCAGAUUGCAAGGAGACCGGUCGCCAUUUGGAUGUCAGUCCGGAAGAAGCCUUGGAAGCUGCUUGGAGAGCCGGCGAGGUUCAGACCAUGCAGGCGGAAACGGAGUCUGUGGAGCCCCAGCCUGACAACAUGUCAGACCUGGACGAGACGGAGCUUGCAGAAUCCUUGCAGAUGCUGGGGAGAAAUGGUGCUCCUGAUAUAGUGCAGGGGCAGGAAGUGGCAUCCCCAUCAUCAGUCAAAAGAAAGCAAGACAGCGACGAGAACGGCCAGGAAUCUGGAAGUGACCUUGCUGAGGAGGACCUGCGCAAGGCUAUGACGAGGCUCUUACCAAGCAAAGCACAGCAGGAGGAGACUGACGCUCAGCGAGAGCCUGCGGUGGCGGAGCCUCCGCCUGCUGCAUCAGCUGCACGAGAUUUGUCGGAUGCUGAAGCCCUCAAGGCACAGAGCACCGUGCUUGACCCUGAGAUCGAAAUCCUCAAGAUAAAGGUGCAAGAGGCCAUGAAGAAAACUGCGCAAGCUCAGAUGCGUUUGCGUCGAAAGAAAGCAGAAGAGAUGCUGAUUGGUGCGUUGGUGAAGCACUGCGAAGCCGCCUGUCGAGUGUACAGCCAGGCACUUGACAGGUCCACCGCAUCGUGA
Messenger RNA from Symbiodinium pilosum, 1725 nucleotides. NCBI's taxonomy places the organism in Eukaryota, Dinophyceae, Suessiales, Symbiodiniaceae. The record is from the annotation of a GenBank genome assembly.